Molecule: messenger RNA, 918 nt
Organism: Camelina sativa (false flax)
Lineage: Eukaryota; Viridiplantae; Streptophyta; Magnoliopsida; Brassicales; Brassicaceae
Source: RefSeq, a predicted model, not a curated record
AUGGUAUUUCGAGAUUUAUUGCUUACAGGCCAUGAAGGAUCGAUAGACGCCCUACCGGAGGUGAUACGUGACGUCCUUUGGCGCUUCGCUGAUGUGUUUCCUGAUGAACUCCCUGAAGGUCUACCACCGAUCAGAGGCAUUGAACACCAAAUUGAGUUUGCUUAUAAUCAAGCUGUCCACUCGUCGACGAAGAAGUCUCCUUUUGAAGUCGCCUAUGGGUUCAAACCGCUUACACCUUUGGAUCUUCUUACUCUACCACCGGAAGAGACCAAGAACCAAGACGGAGCCGCAAGAGCAGAGCUAGUCAAGACGCUGCAUGAGGAGGUUCGAGCGAACAUCGAGCAAAGGAACGAGCAGUAUGCGCGCUUUCUCAACCGCGGACGUAAACCAAUGUUGUUCAAGCCUGGCGAUUGGGUUUGGUUGCACUUAAGACCAGAGAGGUUCCAGCAGAAGCAAAAGGAUAAGCUCAGCCCGCAUGGAGAUGGUCCAUUUCGAGUCAUCGAGAAGAUCAAUGACAAUGCCUACCGACUCGAACUACCAGGUGAGUAUACUACAUCUACUUCCUUCAACGUCACUGACCUUGUUUCGUUUGAUGUAGGUGACGAUGAAGAUGUUUUUGGGACAAAACCUUUUCAAGAGGGAGGGAAUGAUGUGAGCACCAGACAGGAAGCCGACCAAGACACGCUGGACGCGACCGAGAUGCCUGACCAAGACGCACCAGACGCGGCCAAGACUCAAGCGCCCGACACGGCCAAGGCACCAAUAGUUCUCCCGGGAGCGACGACUCGAUCAAGGAGCUCAGCAAAGGUGACCAAGCAGUGGAUCAACCUCUUCGUACGGUCGUUCAUGCAACAACACUCGGGCAAUGAAGAGCUUGAAAGUUCAGUUCGCGUGGCCUUCACUCUUAUCCAAGAGUGA